This is a messenger RNA of Ectocarpus sp. CCAP 1310/34, 1261 nucleotides long. Lineage: Eukaryota; Phaeophyceae; Ectocarpales; Ectocarpaceae. The record is from the annotation of a GenBank genome assembly.
GGGGGCGGUGCCUGCCCCCAACCCCGGGGAACCCCUGGCUUCGUCGUCCGCCAAUCAGCUGAAGCCCACCAAGAAGGAUCAUCUCCCCGCCGCCGCUGCACCUGCUUCGCCCCCUGCUGCGUCCCCUUCGCCUGCUGGCUCCGAGCUUCCCCUGAAGCAGCUGCCUAACGUCGUGAAGAUGGAGGUGACGUCGGACUGCGAUGAGGGGCGAGACGGGGUUGCCGUCCCCACGCCAGCCGCUGCUUUUGUCGGGGACAGCGGGCACUCUUCCUCGUUUUCUCUAGGCGACAGAACAUCCUUUGCCGGCGGUGGCCCUCACCAGCAGUACGCCGUCGAGUUCGACAUUGACGACGACGCCGCUUGCGACAGCUUUCUCAUGGACAUCCUCUCCGGCGGCGACGGGCCGCAGGGCGACGGCAACGACGACGACGGGUUCUUGUCGCUCCUCUCGGACGACGACAUGAUGAUCGUUAAUCCAGCUUCCGAAGGCCUCAACGUAGGCUUCGUCAAGCGGGAAAACAGUAGUAUUAGCAAUUGUGUGAUGUGAGAGUUUCCUGUUUCAAUCGUCUGUGUUGUUUUUGUUUUUCUCGUAUGGUACAUCGUAGCUUUCCUCAUAGAAAGAUUUGUCUGGUUUCGGCUUGUUUUUUUUUUCAAGUCAUGUUGUGGUUGAUCUGUGCGCCUCCGCGUGUCAAGGACGUGUUGACCGUAGAAAGCAUGUAAACUAAACAAGUAUUUUGUUGAGGAGUUCUUCGAAUCGGUUUGUCGCGUUGCCAGGUUGUAGGUUGUCCCAAAAUCGCGUGCAUGGAGAUUUUGCCUUCAGCGGUUGUGGUCCUGUGCGUGUCUAGACGAUUCGAUGAGUCGUGGUGCAUUCGUGCUCGCGUUGUCCUUCACCUCACUGCUAUGUUUUUGCACACCGUGAAGACGAGACACCGCGGCUGGGCGGAUAGGUACGAGCGAUUGUCGCUGUUCCGUAGGAGGUGGUUGCGGUCGCAGAGUCUUGUGGGAGUUGCGGUUUCGAGAUGGCAUAGGUACAUUUGUCGGAAGGGUAACAGCGGUAGCGGUUGUGUAGGCAUCGAGCAGGAGAACACUGUGGCGGUUGGUUGUUGAAAGCGACAUAGAGUGAUAAAACUUGUGACGAAUAAGUAAUGUUUAUUACAUGUUGACCGAAGAGGGAAAAAUAUUGUGUCAUUUUUAAGAAGAUAUAACGGAGCAUAUAUAUUGCCUGGUUCACGUCGAGGCCUUGACACCGCGCAUGCAAGCA